AGCUGCGUACCCAACGCGAUAAACUAAAGGCCCAGCUGAGCGAAUUGCAGGCUCGCGUUCAGUCCGUAGCUGACCAGGUGCAGAAUGCUCGCACUGAACACGCUCGCGCCGUGAAGGCAAAGCAGGCUGCACAGGCCGAACUCAAUGGACGCAGUUCUGGCUACGCCAACUCCAUUUACGCUAAUCCUUACCUACACUGCGAUACCAGCGGUGGGGGUAAGGCUUGCUACCAAACCACGCCUCGUAGCGGUGGACCUCGACCGCGAGGCCGCAGGCCUGGUCGACCUGGCCGGCCUCCUAGACGUUCCACCAGGGUGCGCGAUCCGGAGUCAGAGAGCAAAAGUUCUACUGAUACCGAUAGUGGUGGUGCUGGUGCCCGCGAUGAUAAUGGACCCUCAUCUCCGGCUGGCAGCAAUACAGAAAACAGUCACGGUCUUCGUCGCAGCGCACGGGCCCAAAAAGCUCCGCGUCUGGACCCCGACUUUGUGGUCGACUUUGACGAUGAAGACGAGGAAGAAGAGGAGGAGGAACAGGAAGUGGAUGAAGUCGAAGAAGAUGACGAUGCCGGCGCUGGUGGUGGCGGU
Dibothriocephalus latus is the source of this 584-nucleotide messenger RNA. NCBI's taxonomy places the organism in Eukaryota, Metazoa, Platyhelminthes, Cestoda, Diphyllobothriidea, Diphyllobothriidae. The record is from the annotation of a GenBank genome assembly.